Molecule: messenger RNA, 761 nt
Organism: Grus americana (Whooping crane)
Lineage: Eukaryota; Metazoa; Chordata; Aves; Gruiformes; Gruidae
Gene: MRPL58
Product: mitochondrial ribosomal protein L58
Exons: 6
Coding region: 29-622 (197 amino acids)
Biological process (GO): mitochondrial translational termination
Cellular component (GO): mitochondrial large ribosomal subunit
Molecular function (GO): translation release factor activity
Source: RefSeq, a predicted model, not a curated record
GUGGCGGAAGCGCACCGCGGGAGCCAACAUGGCGGCGCACACGCUGCGCGGCUUAUGCCAGCAGCGGCUGAAGUUUCUCGCCGCCCGGUUCUCGCAGCGGGCCGCCGCCGGGACCGAGUACCGGAGCGCCUAUAGCCUGGACAAGCUGUACCCGCCGCAGCAGGACGGUGCCGCCGCCAGCGCCCCCGAGGAGACGCAGCCGGGCACCCUCGACAUCCCCCUGGCUCGCCUGACCGUGUCCUACUGCCGGAGCAGCGGCCCUGGAGGGCAGCACGUUAAUAAAGUGAAUACCAAGGCAGAAGUUCGGUUCCACCUGGCGUCAGCAGACUGGAUCCCAGAAGCUGCCAGACAAAAAAUGGCAUCGAUGCACAGGAACAAGAUAAACCGAGCUGGUGAGCUGAUUGUGAACUCUGAAGAGAGCCGCUACCAAAUGAGGAAUCUGGCAAUUUGUUUAGAAAAGAUCAGAACCAUGGUCACAGACGCUACCGAGAAGCCCAAGGUGGUGUCUAAGGAGACUACACAGAAACUCAUAGAGAGGGUGGAAAAAAUGAACCGUGAACGACUACGACAGAAAAAGAUACACUCAAAUAUAAAACAGAGCAGGAAGGCAGACUUUGACUGAGAACAGCGGAGAUCAAAGUCCUCAGCGUACCAUUUUUUUAAAGAAAUGGCGUUGGCAGCUGUAGAUGAUGCUAACUCAUGAGCUAUAUUGAAUAAAAAUGGUCUAAGCAUGUAAAUAAAAAUAUUUAAUAUCUCCUUUU